GCUACCAAAUUAACAAAUCAAUCAUCCAGGGAGAGAUGUGGAGGCUAAAGAUCGCGGAGGGCAGCGGCAACCCACUGCUGCGCACCACCAACGGCCACGUCGGCCGGCAGGUAUGGGAGUUCGAUCCUGCCGCGGAUGACCCCGACGAGGUCGCCGCCGUUGAUGCCGCCCGCCGCGACUUCACCAGCCGCCGGCACCAGAUGAAGAACAGCUCCGACCUCCUCAUGCGCAUGCAGCUCUCUAAGUCAAACAAUCUCAAGAUGAACCUUCCUCCCAUCAAGCUGGAACAACAUGGGUAUCACAUAGAAGAAGACGAUGUCUUGAUAUCUUUGAGGAGGGCAAUCAACCGAUGUUCCACUCUCCAGGCACAUGAUGGUCAUUGGCCGGGGGAUUACGCUGGCACUUUAUUUCUCUUGCCCAGCUUGAUUGUAGCACUGCAUGUGACUGGAGCACUAACUACUGUGUUGACAUCUGAACAUCAGAAAGAGAUUCGGCGGUAUCUCUACAAUCAUCAGAAUGAAGACGGGGGUUGGGGACUGCAUAUUGAGGGAACAAGCACAAUGUUCUGUACUGUCAUGAACUAUGUUGCUUUGAGAUUGCUUGGGGAGGGGCUGGAUUCAUGCGGAGCCAUGCUACAAGCUCGGAGUUGGAUCUUGGAUCAUGGAGGAGCAACUUUAACACCAUCGUGGGGAAAAUUCUUUCUUUCGGUCCUUGGGGUAUAUGACUGGUCCGGGAACAACCCAUUGCCACCAGAACUAUGGAUGAUGCCUUAUUUCUUGCCUAUUCAUCCAGGGCGCAUGUGGUGUAAUUGUCGGUUGGUAUAUUUGCCCAUGUCAUACCUAUACGGGAAGAGGUUUGUGGGUGCUACUACAUUAAUUGUACUAGACUUGAGGAAAGAGCUCUACAAUGUCCCGUAUAAUGAGAUUAACUGGGACAAGGCUCGCAAUGGGUGUGCCAAGGAAGAUCUUUAUUAUCCCCAUUCACCACUACAGAAUAUUGUAUGGGCCACUCUCAAGAAAAUUGGUGAACCGGUUCUUAUGCACUGGCCUGGCAGCAAUUUGCGAAAGAAAGCUCUGGACAUUGUCAUGAAACAUAUAAAGUAUGAGGAUGAAACAACUCAAUAUAUAUGCAUUGCUCCUCUCAAUAAGAUGUUGAAUAUGAUUUGUUGCUGGGUAGAAGAUCCAAAGUCAGAGGCAUUCAAACUCCAUAUUGAAAGAGUAUAUGAUUUCUUAUGGGUUGCUGAAGACGGCAUGAAGAUGAAGUCUUACAAUGGCAGCCAGCUAUGGGAUACAGCUUUGACAGUUCAGGCUAUAUUUGCUACCGGCCUCACAAAAGAGUUUGGCCAUACAAUUAAAGUCGCUCAUGACUACAUCAAACAUUCCCAGAUUCGUGCGGACUGCCCUGGAGACCAAAGCAAGUGGUAUCGCCAUCUAUCAAAAGGUGGAUGGACACACUCAACUGCUGACCAAGGGUGGCCUGUAUCAGAUUGUACUGCAGAAGCAUUUAAGGUUUUGUUGUUGUUAACUAAGGUUCCUGAACUGGUUGAUGAGCCUAUAGAAACAAGCAGACUUGAUGAUGCAGUCAACAUUCUACUAUCUUUGAUGAAUGACGAUGGCAGUUUUGGUGCAUAUGAGCUAACAAGAUCUUAUGAAUGGCUUGAGUUGUUGAAUCCUUCUGAGAGCUUUGGCGGCAUAAUGAUCGAGUAUCCGUAUGUUGAGUGUACAUCAUCAGUAAUUCAGGGUCUGGUGUUAUUUAGAGAAAUGUACCCCGAACACAGUCGCUUGGAAGAGAUAGACAGUUGUAUCCAAAAGGCUGCAGACUACAUUGAGAGCAUCCAAUGGAGUGAUGGAUCAUGGUAUGGUUGUUGGGCUAUCUGUUUCACAUAUGGUACUUGGUUUGGGGUGAGAGGAUUGGUUGCUGCAGGGAGGACGUAUGUAAAUAGCCUAGCAAUCAGAAAAGCGUGUGAAUUUCUUUUGUCCAAGGAGCUUCUCCCAUCUGGAGGGUGGGGAGAAAGUUACCUUUCCAGUCAAGACAAGGUUUACACCAAUCUUGAAGGAAACAGGGCUCAUGCAGUUAACACUAGUUGGGCCAUGUUGGCCCUAAUUGAUGCCGGGCAGGGUCAAAGAGAUCCUGCAUGUCUACAUAGAGCAGCCAAGAUUCUGAUGAACUUCCAAUCAGAGGAUGGAGAGUUCCCUCAGCAAGACAUUAUUGGAGCUACCAACCACAACCUUAUGCUCACUUAUGCCCAGUUCAGGAACAUAUUCCCUAUCUGGGCUCUUGGAGAGUACUACCGGAGAGUGCUUCUGGUAGCUUAAAGGAAACCAUCGUUAUGUAUAUAUAGUGGUUGGGAAUUACAUACUUCUUUGUGCUCUCCAUCUCAGCUAGAGAUGGGCAUAAAUAUAUUGUAGUGAAUGGUGUUUUUUUACUUGUAUCUAGUGCUAUUGGUUUUAGGAGCAUGAACCUUCUUUCGAGAAGAGUUUUAGUGUUACUGACCAUACAUGUGCUACCAUAUUCACUACCAGUAUGAGCUAUGUGAUCAAAAUGAAUGUACAUGAUCACAUUAAUCACAACCAUUUAGAACAUUCGUAUAUGGACCCUCAAUAUGUAAAUUUUCUCAACAUC
This is a messenger RNA of Triticum dicoccoides, 2622 nucleotides long. Its product is annotated as cycloartenol synthase-like. The record is from RefSeq and is a predicted model, not a curated record. Gene Ontology annotation, biological process: triterpenoid biosynthetic process. NCBI's taxonomy places the organism in Eukaryota, Viridiplantae, Streptophyta, Magnoliopsida, Poales, Poaceae. The coding region runs from base 36 to 2315 and encodes 759 amino acids. Gene Ontology annotation, molecular function: intramolecular transferase activity. Gene Ontology annotation, cellular component: lipid droplet. The transcript is spliced from 18 exons.